This is a messenger RNA of Onychostruthus taczanowskii (white-rumped snowfinch), 1457 nucleotides long. RefSeq names its product clusterin like 1 (gene CLUL1). The coding region runs from base 1 to 1392 and encodes 463 amino acids. The record is from RefSeq and is a predicted model, not a curated record. The transcript has 8 exons. NCBI's taxonomy places the organism in Eukaryota, Metazoa, Chordata, Aves, Passeriformes, Passeridae.
AUGAGGUUCUCCUGGAUAUUUAUAAUACAUGUGCUGUGUCUGAGUGGCCACCAGUGUGCACCGACGAAGCAGGAGGAGAUGAAUCUCCGGGACAACCUCAAGCAAUUAUCUGAAGUUGGAGAGAAGUAUGUGGAUGAAGAGGUAAAGAAAGCUUUGAUUGGUAUUAAGCAGAUGAAAAUUAUGAUGGAAAGAAAUGAAGAUAAGCACAGAGAUCUGAUGAAAACCUUGAAGAAGAGCAGUGAAGAAAAACAGCAAGCCUUGCGACUUAUGGAUGAAGUAAAGGCAAGACUGGAAGAAGAGGAAAGACAAUGUCAAGUAUCCUUGAAAAAUCUAUGGGAUGAAUGUGAAUCUUGUUUAGAAAGUACCUGCAUGAGAUAUUACACAACUUGCAAACAUGGUGUGUCAACCUUUAAGAGAAAGGUUGAAGACUUUUUGAGGAAAAUACCUCCACUCAUAUUUACUUUUCAUGAGGAGCAAGGAAGAGACAUCCAGUCUAAUGAAAAGCCUGAGAAAGAGGAUACCCAGCUAUUAAAGAUGGAAGAUUUAUUUAGCCAGCUAUUAUCAGAUGUGGGCUCAAUAUUUGACAGAAGUUUCAUUUUUUUCAAGCACAUGCAAAAAGAAUUUGACCAGUCUUUUCAGACUUAUUUCAUGUCUGACCUGGAGUUCAGUGAGUCCCCCAGCAUGCCAGCUUUACCCGAGGUCACCACCAGAAGUGAAGGCUCCCAGAGAGGCUGGGGCAUGCCAGGCUUCUUACAGAUAGUUUUUGAUUUCAGCAGGACGGUGUUCGAAGGUGUCAGUGAGGUGAUCACCGAUGUGUUUGAUGAAUACAGAGAUUACAGAAGAGAUGUGCCAGAACAAACCAAAGGCAAGUAUCCUGACAGAAGUGGCAUGUUUUCAAAAAUUGUGUCAGGGCGCCAGAGACUUCAGUGCAGGGAGCUCCGGGAGAACUCCUCUGGAUGCCCACAGUUUCAUGAGAGAUGCCAGAAAUGUCAAGACAAUCUUUUCCAUGAUUGCCCAAACGUUCCUGAGCUGCACAUAAAGUUUGAUGAAGCCUUUAAGCUGGUUAAUCUCUCAGGGGAGCAGUACGAGCAGAUUCUCCAGGUGGUUCGGCAUCACACGGAGGACACUUCCUACUUGCUGAACAAAAUGAAAGAAAGGUUUGGGUGGGUGUCUGAGUUAUCCAACAUGACCAUUGGACCAGAAAACAUUUUCAACAUAGUUAAGGUGGUACCUGGGGAUCCCUCCAGUAAAGAUGAAACUGUGGUAGAUGUGAACGUUCUGACUUCACCUACUUUCACCAUUAAAGUUCCUCCCAACUUAGAUCCCAAGAGUCCUGAGUUCAUCGAAUACAUAGCUGGGAAAGCACUCCAAUUGUAUAAGCAGAAUUUUUAAGUGGGAAGAAGAAGUGUGAAUUCUUUCUUCCUGAAAUAAAGUAUAUGCUCCUUAGUUGAACUACC